Messenger RNA from Panicum virgatum (switchgrass), 1089 nucleotides. RefSeq lists its product as uncharacterized. The coding region runs from base 462 to 950 and encodes 162 amino acids. Lineage: Eukaryota; Viridiplantae; Streptophyta; Magnoliopsida; Poales; Poaceae. The transcript has 3 exons. The record is from RefSeq and is a predicted model, not a curated record.
AAAAUAUGUUGGCUCGCCCAGACCCUCAUUGCCUGGCAUCGGCGUAGGCAUUGGGAUGUACUGGAGCUUGGGGCUAUCCGAAAGAACAUCGCACACCAGGAUACCCCUCCACAGAUCGACCCAUCCCAGGAGUGAACCUUCCAGCGGGAUCACCUUGCUAGGCCAAAUCGCGAGCGCGAGGGGAUCGCGGAGCGAUUCUGAUGGCUCCAGCGGCAGCAGCCUCGUCCUGUUUCAUCCAAUCGCAGUGGGUAGAGGGGCUCUUAGCCGGUUUCAGUCGGCGGAUAGGGAGACGCCCGCUCCCUUCUCUCUUCUUGUCAUAUGAACUCUCAGCCAGCUCUCCACCCACCGUAAUACUUCUCUAAUCCGCGUCUGGUUUUCCGGCGGCACUGGCGGUGAGAUUCGGCGAAGAAGAGGAUCCAGUGCGAGGAUCAUUGCGAAAUUCACCCAGCUUGUAAUCAUCAAUGUCAGUGUCUGACGAACUUGUGGCCGACUCUGCAUCCGAGCUGAUUCUGCAAGAGGCGGAUGUUUCAUCCUCGGAGGAGGAGUUGCUCCCAUCAUCUGAAGAACCAAUCACGUCCAGUCCAGGGACACUGCCGCAUAGCACCAUCGAUGGCUCCUCGAGCUCCUUCCCAGGUGCUGUUGGGUCUGCAUCGUCUGAACAAUUGAGCACUACCAGUUCAAGUAGUGUGCUGCACUUGCGUGACACGGCUGAGAAAUUUCCACCGUCAGCUUCAUUUGUUGGGCCUCCCAUUCUGUUGUGUCGUCCUCCAAAUUGGUAUCAGGACUUUUACAUGAGGACGGAUCACAAGGGAUAUCUGCAGAUGUAUCCUGAUCUGGGCGGGCCGUUUGGCAGCUUGCAGGAAGCUGAAGCUGCUAUCAAACGCCAUCUUGACGAACGACGGCUCCCAGAAAUAUGCCAGAAGCCAUCCGAAGGUCCUCGUGUAGAGUAGCUUAUUAAACAAUGUCUUUACUAUCCCGAUUGCAUGCCAAAGAGAGGCCCCAAUGCACCAUCCAAGAGUUCCAAGGAUCACAUGUGUCAUUUGGUUAAAGCUUUAUUGGACCAGUAUAAUGAUUAUCACAAUCUUUGCA